CUCCAAGACAUCAUUGACGAUGCGGCGCGCUACCUCGAGGAUUACUUCACUACCGACUUCAACAUCUGGCUCCAGUAUUGCCGCGAAAAAAAGGACGAGGCGUUCGACUUCUCGGAAGACGAGGCCGCGGACAUAUUCGAAGCCGUCAACCUCGCACGUCUGACCGGCAAGGUGUCGAUCCUGCCGCUCGCGUUGUACAAGUGCUGCCAACAAGAUCUCGCCGCGAUCAUGUUCGGGAUACGGCGGAAGAACGGCGACGUCGUCCAUCUUAACCAGGAGGACGUCGAGCGCUGUGUCCGUGCGCGCGACCGGCUGUUCAGGGAGUCGUGCAGGAUGAUCGACACUAUCACCGGCGCGCCCGCCGAGCGUUCUCCCCGCUGUAUGACCCAUAGCGCUUGCUCGCGGCAAACGGAAAUUCUCGUGGAGUCGUUCACCGCCAUGUUCGCAACGCUCAUCAACACGGACGCUCUAUCCGGCCUUGAGGAACAGCUCGGUCCCCUGACAAAUCUGCCGGAGUGGACGCAACUGUGCAACGAGUGUCGAAAAGAGCUUGUCCGCCAACACGCGGAGAAGCAACGGGAGACAUGGGGUAAUCUUCUGGAUAUCCUCGGUCUGAGGCACCAUAGCCUCAAGUAUCGAUGGUCGGGCCUCAUGAGCUGUAAGUGA
Molecule: messenger RNA, 666 nt
Organism: Trametes versicolor FP-101664 SS1
Lineage: Eukaryota; Fungi; Basidiomycota; Agaricomycetes; Polyporales; Polyporaceae
Exons: 1
Source: RefSeq, a predicted model, not a curated record